Molecule: messenger RNA, 1359 nt
Organism: Corylus avellana
Lineage: Eukaryota; Viridiplantae; Streptophyta; Magnoliopsida; Fagales; Betulaceae
Source: RefSeq, a predicted model, not a curated record
UGGGCACAUCUGCUAAUGUCGUAUGUGUGUUCAUUUUGGACAUGUUAUGUUCUUUACAAGGAAUACAAGAUAAUAGCUACUAUGAGGUUGGAAUUUUUGGCAUCUCAAAAUCGCCAUCCUGAUCAAUUCACGGUUCUUGUGAGAAAUGUUCCCCCGGAUCCAGAUGAAGCAGUCAGUGAGCACAUUGAACAUUUCUUUUGUGUAAAUCAUCCUGAUCAUUAUCUGACACAUCAAGUUGUAUACAAUGCAGUUAAGCUUGCAAAAUUGGUUGCAAAGAAGAAGAGCUUUCAAAACUGGCUUGUCUAUUACCAAAAUAAACAUGAGAGAAAUCCCUCGAAAAAGCCAACUACAAAGACAGGUUUUUGGGGACUUUGGGGGAGUAAAGUGGAUGCAAUUGACUACUACACUACUGAGAUUGGGAAGUUGAGUGAAGAAGAAGAUGCAGAAAGAGAGAGGGUAAUUAGUGAUUCUGAGGCUAUAGUUCCUGCAGCAUUCGUUUCAUUCAAAACCCGAUGGGGAGCAGCAGUCUGUGCUCAAACUCAGCAAUCAAGUAACCCUACAAUUUGGUUGACAGAAUGGGCUCCAGAGCCACGUGAUGUCUUUUGGGACAAUCUUGCAAUUCCAUAUGUCGAACUCACUAUUCGAAGAUUGCUCAUGGCUGUUGCUCUAUUUUUCCUUACUUUUUUCUACAUGAUACCAAUAGCAUUUGUUCAAUCUCUUGCCAACAUUGAGGGCAUUGAGAAGGUUCUUCCUUUCUUGAAGCCACUAAUAGAAAAGGAUGUUGUCAAGUCUUUUAUCCAAGGAUUUCUCCCUGGCAUUGCAUUAAAGAUAUUUCUUGUUUUACUUCCAACAGUUCUUAUGACUAUGUCCAAAAUAGAAGGUUUUAUAUCACUCUCAUCAUUGGAGAAGAGAUCAGCUUCAAAAUAUCAUCUAUUCAUACUUGUUAAUGUGUUUCUUGGAAGCCUUAUUGCUGGAACAGCACUUCAGCAGCUUAAGCAGUUUAUUGAGGCACCCACAGGAGAUUUCCCCAAAACCAUUGGUAUGUCAAUCCCAAUGAAAGCAACAUUCUUCAUCACAUAUAUAAUGGUUGAUGGCUGGUCUGGAAUUGCUGUAGAGAUCCUCAGAUUGGUUCCUUUAGUUAUGUUCCACAUAAAGAACACAUUUUUGGUUAAGACUGAUCAAGACAGGGAGCAGGCAAUGGAUCCUGGUUGCUUGGAUUUUGCUACAUCUGAACCUCGGAUACAGUUUUAUUUCUUGCUGGGGCUUGUGUAUUCAGUAGUAACACCAGUACUUCUUCCUUUCAUAGUUGCCUUCUUUACUUUUUCCUUUGUGGUCUUCCGUCAUCAGGUACAUCAAUGA